This is a messenger RNA of Racocetra persica, 263 nucleotides long. The record is from the annotation of a GenBank genome assembly. Lineage: Eukaryota; Fungi; Glomeromycota; Glomeromycetes; Diversisporales; Gigasporaceae.
UACUUCAAGAUUUACUUGCACUCUUUGUACGCAUUCACGAUCUUAUAAAACUCAACGUAGUCUUCAACAUCAUGAAACAAUAAAACACAAAGAACAUAAUAUACUACCUUCUCAUAUAUUACCAUUACCUAACUAUGAGCUUGAUCAUGUUAAAAAAGUUAUGGUCUGGGAAAUUCAGAAGUGUCUAAAAAAGCAUCAUCGUACUGUUGGAAAUCAAGUUUUUUCUUUACAUUGUAGUGAAAAUGCUUUUGUAGGAAUAUUUG